AGGAGAAAAAGAAGUUUUUUCUCUCUCUUUAUAUUAUGUCGACACUCAAGACAAAAGAAGCAAACACCUACGAGGAUAGCAGUGAUGACGAUAUCCCUUUAGCCAAAAGACACGCUAUUCAAAACAAGGAUAGUGAAGACGAGACUCCCUUGUCUCAACGUGUUAAGAGAGUCAAGGAAGAAUCAGACAGUGAAGAUGACCAACCUAUCUCUUCUCGUAAAACCCUCAUGAAAAAGAAACCAGUCAAAAAGGCUGUUAAACAAGAAAAUGGCGAUAAUGAUCAUGUUUCUUUGACAAAGAAAUUGAAGUCCAAGACAGAGGCAAUGGACGUGGAUAUGCCUUCCAAAAAGAGACCUUUAGAGAGCAGUUCCAGUACAACCAUCAAACGCGAGAAGAAAGUGAAAAAGGAAGAAGAUGAUCCUACACUUUAUAAAUGGUGGGAAGAAGAGAAUCCUGUCGAAUUAGAAAGCGAUGAUACUAUCAAAUGGACCAAACUCCAACAUAACGGUGUCUUGUUUCCUCCUGAAUAUGUGCCCCAUGGUGUUAAGAUGAACUAUAAUGGAAAGCCUAUUACGUUAACUCCUGAAGCAGAAGAAGUGGCCUCUUUCUUUGCAGCUCUUUUGGAAACAGAUCAUGCUCAAAACCCUGUCUUUCAAAAGAAUUUCUUUAAUGAUUGGCAAGAAAUCUUGAAACAAGAUCCCAGGAAUCCUAAAAUUACAGAUUUCAAAAAAUGUGAUUUUAGACCCAUUUGGGAGAAAUUUGAAAAAGACAAAGAAAACAAGAAACAAAUGACCAAAGAGGAAAAGUUGCGUGCAAAAGAAGAAAAAGCAAAAGCUGAAGAACCUUACCUCUAUGCUUUAGUAGAUGGUCGUAAAGAAAAAGUUGGUAACUUUAGAAUCGAACCACCAGGUCUUUUCCGUGGUAGAGGUAGCCACCCCAAGACAGGCAAGCUCAAAAAGCGUGUCAUGCCUGAACAAGUCACGCUUAAUCUUGGUGUGGAUGCCAAAAUUCCUGAACCUCCUCAAGGCCAUAAAUGGGCUGCUGUCGUUCACGAUCAGACAGCUACUUGGUUAGCUACCUGGAAAGAAAACGUUAAUGGUUCUAUCAAAUAUGUGUUUUUGGCUGCCACUUCUGCUUGGAAGGGUCAAAGUGAUAUGCAAAAGUUUGAAAAAGCAAGAGAACUCAAGAAACAUGUAAAACGUAUUCGUGAUGAUUAUACUGCAGAAUUAAAGCAUAAAUUAAGUGAAAUACGUCAACGUGCUACUGCCAUGUACUUGAUCGAUCGCUUAGCAUUAAGAGCUGGUAAUGAAAAGGGUGAAGACGAAGCAGACACAGUAGGCUGUUGUUCUCUUCGUUAUGAACACAUCACACUGGAACCCCCAAACACAGUUCAUUUUGAUUUCUUGGGUAAAGAUAGUAUUCGAUAUCAAAACAGUGUUCAAGUCGACUCUCAAAUCUACAAGAACAUCAACAUUUUUAAGAAGCAAGUAGGCUUACCUGGCCAUAUGAUUUUUGAUCGUCUCAGCACGACCGGUUUGAAUAAGCACUUGAAUAACUACAUGAAGGGUCUUUCUGCUAAAGUGUUCCGUACUUACAAUGCUUCCAUCACCUUCCAACAACAAGUAGACCUCUUGACAAACCCUAAUGACAGUGUGGCAGAUAAACUCUUGUCCUACAACCGAGCCAACCGUGAAGUUGCCAUUCUCUGUAACCAUCAAAAGACCGCUUCCAAGACACACGAACAAAUGAUUUCCAAAAUCGGCGACAGGAUCCGUGCCCUUAAGUAUCAACGUAUGAAGCUCCGAAAGCAACUGUUUGCUUUGGACGCCAAGUUAAAAAAGAAACCCGAGUACGCUGAACUCGAAUCAGAUCUUGAUGAAGAAUGGAUUGUCGAGCACGAAAAGGAUUUGGUUGAAAAAGAAAAGGAAAAGAUCAAGAACCGAUUUGAAAAGCAAAACGCAAAAUUAGCUGCUGAGAACCAACCCAUGUUGCCUGCUGCUGAAUUACAAGAGAAAUUGAAGGCUGCUGAUGAACUCGCUAAGCGCUUAAAGAGUGAGCACAACAAGCAAGUGAUUGAGCCCAAGAGCAGUAUGACAGUUGAUAAAUUGAUUGCACAAAUCAAUAAGAUCGAUGAGCGUAUCAGUGCAACGAAAAACCAAGCUACGGAUAAGGAAGAAAAUAAGGAAAUUGCUCUUGGUACAUCCAAAUUGAAUUACAUUGAUCCUCGUAUCACAAUUGCCUGGUGUAGAUCAAAUAAUGUUCCUCUAGAAAAAGUUUUUAGUAAGACUUUGUUGGACAAAUUUAGAUGGGCACAAAAUAUACCUGAUGAUUGGAAAUUCUAGGCUCUCAUUCUCUCCUCCUUUGACUAAAAAAUUGCAUUUCAACCCGAAUAAUAAUAAUAACUAUAAUAAUAAAAAGCACUAUGUAUCACUUUCUGAAAA
Molecule: messenger RNA, 2441 nt
Organism: Gilbertella persicaria
Lineage: Eukaryota; Fungi; Mucoromycota; Mucoromycetes; Mucorales; Choanephoraceae
Exons: 7
Coding region: 36-2342 (768 amino acids)
Biological process (GO): chromosome segregation; DNA topological change; DNA replication
Cellular component (GO): nucleolus; chromosome
Molecular function (GO): DNA binding; DNA topoisomerase type I (single strand cut, ATP-independent) activity
Source: RefSeq, a predicted model, not a curated record